AUGGCGGCAUACGAAGAGCGUGAUAUAACGCCCAUGAACGAGCGACUGACGGCGCCCUGGGGCAUCCGCAUCAGCAAAAAGGACGUCGAAAAACUCAUGGCCGGGUUGGAGGCCGAAGACAUGGACGACAAGUGGGACGUCGUGGUCGAGAAGCAUACGGACAAGGACGGGUCAGUUUCUGUCCAUUUCGUCCGGAGCUGGACCGGGGACGAGAUUUACAUCCUGCACCUCGAAGGCAUCAGCGACGAUUUAGACCGACAAGACGGAGGCGCCAAAGUCGGCGCCAUUACUUGGGAUGGGGACAAAAACGACGUCCGCAUCGACGCCGAGCAGGCGCAAAAGGAGGUCGUGCACUUGGCCAGAGUUAUAUUGAGCUGCGAGUUCGACGAACUUCCAAAAUACGACCCUUCCAAAAUUCAUGACCAUCCCGCCUAUCGUUUGGACGCGCGGAAAAGCCCGACCAACUAG
This is a messenger RNA of Pyricularia pennisetigena, 468 nucleotides long. RefSeq lists its product as uncharacterized. NCBI's taxonomy places the organism in Eukaryota, Fungi, Ascomycota, Sordariomycetes, Magnaporthales, Pyriculariaceae. The record is from RefSeq and is a predicted model, not a curated record. The transcript has a single exon. Bases 1 to 468 code for a protein of 155 amino acids.